AUGUUUUACUCCCUCCAGCAACUGCUUCGAGAACGACAGCAGAUGGCCAGCCGUCCCUUUGCUUCUGUUGAUGUAGCACUGGAAGUAGGAGCUGAACACACAGAAUUUCUGCGAGGACCAUUAGAGGGGGCACCCAAACCAAUCGCCAUCGAACCAUGUGCUGGGAACAGAGCUGCUGUUCUGACUGUGUUUAUUUGUCUACCACAAGGAUCAUCAGGUGCCCCUCCUCCUGGGCAGUCAGGCCUUGCAAUUGCCAGUGCCCUAAUAGACAUUUCACAACAGAAGCCUUCAGAUAGUAAAGACAAGACUUCAGGAGUCCGAAAUCGAAAGCACCUCUCAACACGUCAAGGAACUUGUGUCUGAAAAAUGAAAACCACUCCUGUAUAUUUUGUAAUGUUUUAUUUUGUAAGUGGCUUCUGUUAAAGCUGUUCUAUGGCCUCAGACUUUAUGGAGGCAAAUCUCUGUAUCAUCCAGGGCCCAAGUACAGUUUCCUCCAAAUGGGCAAUGAUCCAAGAGGCCAAAGAAUGUUCAUGAGUUUUAUAAAGGUAAGACUAUUGAUGGUCACAGGUGAUAAAGUCAGUUUUUACGACUAUCUUAGGCUUAUUAUAGCUAACAUUAAAUUACUCUGGAAAAAUAUGUAUAUUGUUUCUUAAUGCAGAUGAAAAAUAUGUAAUUCAUAUAAAUCAAUUGUUUAUAUCCCAAGACUUUAAGGAAAGACAUUUUAUAAUGCCUGAAUGAUGAGAAUUGUACAGUUUUUGCCUCAUAAGCAAAUUUAAAUCAUCUGUAUAUGGACAGGAAAUGAACAAAUUGCAAUGGCUUUGAAUACUGUUUUAUCUCAUUGUAAAUGUGAAAGCAAGAUUUCCAUUUAGUAGGAUGUAGAUAAUGUAUUUAAAUAUUUCACAUGACCAUAUUAUGCCCAAACUCAAUUUGAGAACAUGACAGUUUUCUCCCUAACUGGAAUGCAGACCAGGAGUCCAUUUGGAUGGAUGGUAUGUGCAACUUCACAGGAGGUUUAUUAGAAUUCUCAGUGUAGGGGACAUUCCCGUCAUCCAAGCCAACUGCCUAACUCAUUAUCAGAGCUGAUAGAGCAUGGAAACGCCUGUCCAGCAAUCAAUUUUUCUCCUCCUUCCAAAAACAGCCUCUAACACCACAACCUGAAGAAAGCUGAAAUAGUUAUUUUACAGUGUACAAGUUUCUGCUCCAAUAUGGUAAUUUUUUAAUUGCCUAGGAAUCAUUGGAUCAGACCUAAAUGAUCUAUCUGCAUUUUUAGAAGAAUGGAUCAUUUUCUUUUGGCCUUCCUUUCCUAGCUGCUAGAUUUUAUCUACCUUUUCCAAAUGUUAUGAAAUGUAUUUUAGAGGUGAUACCUCAAGUUAUAAUAUGACCCAAGUUUUUUCUGCCAACUAUUUCACUUAGAAUAUAAGUAGAAAAGAACACUGGCUGGUGAGCAUCAAGUAUUCUUAUUUCUAACAUGAAUGCGUCAGUGUCAUGAGAAAAAAAAUCUGCAGAUUAGAAAAUACUUUCAUUGCUGCCCACAUUCAGUGUAUGACUCAAAACUCUGAAUUAUGGCAGAAAGAAAAAAUAAAAUAAAACAGUCUUCACAUUAAAACAUACAAUCAUUUGUGUCCUAAUGUUUACCACAAUCACUAAAACUCAGUAGCAUUUUCAGAUGUAGUUUGGAAUUGCAGUUUCUUAACUUCAGGGUGACUUCAAGAUAUAUGUAAGAACAGUGACAGAGAUAUCCAAAGCUGCUGUAUAUGAUAUAGCCUUGUUCAAUAUGAAAGUCAUUUAAAUAUAAUUGAUGUUUAGUACUAUAUAUGUACUUUUCACGUUCUUUGGAUUUCUGGAAGGUAAUGACACUUUACUGUUUACAGCUAAUGCAUAGUUCUUUGCAUGCUAUGGUUGUACAGUAGCGGAAUAUGACCCUAUUGUGAUAUUAAAUGUUUAUUUCAUAAUACCACUUAUACAUAGUCAGCUUACUUUGAUGAGGAUUGAAUGUAAUAUAUAACAGGAAUGAUCAUAUAAUAUGUAGUUGCAUCUUAUAUAAGAUUGCUAAGUUGCAUCUAACCAUAACUAUGUCAUUUUUUUAUAAUUAGGCAUUUAUGAAUGACAGUAUAUAUUCUUUAUGUUGGCAUGAUAAUUUUGCUAUUUUCCAUGCAUUAAAAAAAUGAAUUCGUAGAGUAAUUUUAUCCAUAGCCUGUGGGUUUUUUGGAGAGGGAGGGCACUGGUUGUUUUUACUUCCCUAUGAUAUUUUCUCUCUCAAAGAAUGUAAACAUCUCUUAAAAACAAUCAAGUAAUUUUAUCAGCUUCUUUUUGGACCCUUUAAAUGUUGAUUUUUCUCAUGAAAAAAAAUUGACAAAACUAAUGAUUACAAAGAUAUAAUCACUUUAAAAUAAAGUGAUGCCUAAUUUAUUUAAUUCCUCAACAGAUGUCAUGAGAGAAAACUUUUGUCACAAAAAUACCAAAACAUACAGAAUUGUAUGUAAAAUCUAUAUCAACUACACUUUUAGAGACACUGAGCAUAUAGUAUUACCAUGAAAUAAUUGUCAAGUUUUAUCUACCUUGAAUCCCAUCAUGUUCUUAAAACUUGAAAAUUCAAAUUUUAGAAAAUUGUGGGACACAAUGCAAUGUUCAGUUAAAGCUAUACUGUACCUUUCUGUACCAAAUAUUACUAACUCUGUGACUAAUUAUGUAAUUAAUUCUCAACUUUAGCAAAGCUUUUUGCUGGCAGUAAAAUUUUUUGCCCUCAGGUAAAGUGGAUUGAAAAAACAUCAAGGAUCAAGGAUAAUCACUUUGAGUCUGCGUCUUGGUUCUUUUUCCUUACGUCCCAAACACUUUAAAUUUGAAUGCUUUCAUUUUUUAAAAAAAUCAAACCACACAAAAAUGCAGAUACUUUUCUAGAAGUUAGCAGUUAAAUGACUGAUUCUCUUGAAAAUUUACCUUCAUGGAAUUCCAAACAUUUCAGUUUACAACGACUUUGAAAAAAUUCUUUAGAUUUUUAGAAUUUUUUAAAUCAGCCAAGUAUGAGAAAAAUGUGGUUAAACAGAAAGGAGUUUUAAAAAUUAACCUGAGGAUGUAAUUUGGACAGCUAGAAAAUUAUUAUUGGCAAAGAAUCAGCACAUGCUUACAGAUCGAUUUAAUAAAUUUUAAGAGAAUUAGGCUUCUCAUAAUUGCUUUAAAUGAAAAUUUACUGUAGUGAUACACAGAGAAGGAAAAAUAGACACCAUAUACCAUAUAGUGUUAUAUUCAGUAGGAACUUCAAACAGGACAUAUUUAAAUGUGUAUUCAAUACUUGCCAUACUUCCCAAUAGCUCAUUUUGGCUUCUGUAUAACUGCUGUUCGUGCCAUAGAGUCACUUAGAGUGCAGACUGGCAUACAUACUGGAGAACAAACGUUGGCUCCAGCUUGGACGUAUGUGGUGCUGGGCAAGUUUUACCUUUGAAACAUCAGCUUUUACAUUAGGCAAAGUCAUGGUGCCCACCUUGCACAGCCACUGUGAGGCUAGAUAGAAGGUAACAAACAGAAACCUCCCACAGCCAGUCCUUGAUGCAGCAUAACCAGUGUUAACAACCAUGUAGCCACCAGGACACUCUUUUUCUACUAACUGUUUUAUGAAUCCAUCUAUUAAUUUUUACGCCUUGGGUAAAAGUCAGGUAGGUGUUUGCAAGAAGACUACCUGAAUAUUUUAAGUUCCUGUAUUUCUAGGAUAUAGGCAUUUCUAAAAAACUGCUUUGAUAUUUGUGUCAAUAGAGACUUUAACUCUUUCUAAAUCUGUAUAGCUGUAGUAAAAUAUAAUUUUUUAAAUUACUGCUUGAUGACAUUUAGACAGGAAUGUCAGUUGUCACAUGCAAAUUAGGCAAGAAGUCAAUGCUUACAUUUUGUUGUCAUGCACGAUACAUCUUUUUUCAAGGCAAAUAAAACUAUGAUUUCAAAAAUA
This is a messenger RNA of Carlito syrichta (Philippine tarsier), 3934 nucleotides long. Its product is annotated as attractin-like protein 1. The transcript is spliced from 3 exons. The coding region runs from base 1 to 363 and encodes 120 amino acids. The record is from RefSeq and is a predicted model, not a curated record. NCBI's taxonomy places the organism in Eukaryota, Metazoa, Chordata, Mammalia, Primates, Tarsiidae.